Messenger RNA from Chlorella variabilis, 1084 nucleotides. RefSeq lists its product as hypothetical. NCBI's taxonomy places the organism in Eukaryota, Viridiplantae, Chlorophyta, Trebouxiophyceae, Chlorellales, Chlorellaceae. The coding region runs from base 96 to 1019 and encodes 307 amino acids. The record is from RefSeq and is a predicted model, not a curated record. The transcript has 10 exons.
GCACCUGCAACGCUUCCAUACACUGCUGCGCAGCCGCAUUGGCCUCGUCCUUUGUGGGAGUCUCUGCCACCCGCGCAAGCGCACCCAAGACCGCCAUGCAGGCCCUCGCAGCAGCCACCGCGUGCAUGCCCAUGGCGCGGCUCGCCGCGCCGCGCCAACAGCAGCGGCAGCAGCGCCAUGCCCCCGCUGCCGCCAGCCGCCGCCAGCAGCCCUGCCGCCGCUCCGCAGCCCGCCGGCUGGUGAUGGUCACAGCUGAGGCUGGCACCAGCGGCGCCGCAGCAGCCUCACAGCUACAGGCCUUCUCCCAGACCGCGCCCCAGCGGGUGCUGGGUGCAGACGGCAAGCUGGCCGAGUUCCCCACCACCGCCGGCGUGUAUGCCGUGUACGACUCCUCUGGGACACUGCAUUACCUGGGCCUGUCACGCAAGAUCGCCGUCAGCCUGGCCACCCAUGUCGAGGCGCUGCCAGAGGGGCUGGUGCACUCAGUCAAGGUGCUGGAGGUGCCCGAGGCAAGCAAGGAGGAGCUGCAGGAGGCGUGGAAGGCCUGGAUGCAGGAGGCGGUGGCGGAGGCCGGUGCCAUCCCUCCAGGCAACGCCUCCGGGCAAACGCUGUGGCAGCAGCGCAGGCCGCGCGCCGCCAAGCCCGAGAUCCGGCUGACCCCCGGCAAGGGUGUGCAGGACCUGACCUGCUCGGUGGAGGACCUGGUGGACCAGGUGGUGAAGACGUGCAAGGUGGUGGCGUUUGUCAAGGGCACGCGCACGCAGCCGCAGUGCGGCUUCUCAUACAAGGUCCUCACCAUCCUGCAGGAGUCUGGCGCCGACUUUGAGGUGGUGAAUGUGCUGGACGAUGUGUACAACCCGGGCCUGAGGGAGGCCAUCAAAAACUACUCCGCCUGGCCAACCAUCCCGCAGGUGUUUGUGGGCGGCGAGUUCAUCGGCGGCGCCGACAUUGUCGAGGAGAUGAACGGCAGCGGCGAGCUGAAGACGGCGCUGCAGCAGGCGGGAGCCGUGCGCGGUUGAGCGGGCAUGCUGCCUGACCCAUGGGGCAUUUAUGUAACAGCACUUGUUGUAAAUAACAAUAACAA